Alternaria rosae is the source of this 1700-nucleotide messenger RNA. RefSeq names its product aryl-alcohol dehydrogenase-like protein. Lineage: Eukaryota; Fungi; Ascomycota; Dothideomycetes; Pleosporales; Pleosporaceae. The record is from RefSeq and is a predicted model, not a curated record. The coding region runs from base 443 to 1615 and encodes 390 amino acids. The transcript has 3 exons.
CUCCACCAGGAAUUUCAAUUAAUUUCUGAGCUGGUCCAAAGUUACAAAGGUGACCAAGCUUGGCGUCGCCUACAAUCGUCCGACACGUGAAGCUUGACGAUGUUUUGCUCGGAGCUUAGCGGAGAUAGCAUCUGCCAUGACCAAAUAUCCCCACAUCGAACGUGAGAGACCUCGGGAUGGUGCCCCUCCAUGGUCUUAACGCCAUCCGACGAAGAUCGGCCCCGACAACCGUCGGUAGUCUCGACCUUGGACGCAAUAGACGAAGAGACCGAAGAUGGACCCUGAGGUACUCCAGCGUAACACGUCAUACGCAUGUAAAGACUCAGGAGAUAUAAGAAGAGGCCAUGUCCUGCAAUGACCCCCUCACAAUAGCUCGCACAUCAUUCUUCAAUUCUUGAACUGAAUUACCCUUCCAAAGUUUACCAACCACACCUCCUCCAAGAUGCCUUCUCCAUUUGGUGACGCACCCAAGGCGGCGUCCCUCCUGGACUUCCACCGCGUCAUGUCGCCCACUGCUGGAGUCCGCGUCUCCCCUCUUUGCUUAGGAGCAAUGAACUUUGGCGAUGCGUGGGAGGGCAUGAUGGGCAAGUGUGAUAAGAAGACUGUGUUUGAGAUCCUUGAUUUUUUCCACAAGCAAGGUGGCAACUUCAUUGAUACCGCAAACAACUACCAAAACGAGGAGUCCGAGACCUGGAUUGGCGAGUGGAUGAAGGAGCGAGGCGUACGACACGAAAUGGUCAUAGCCACCAAGUUUACCACCUGCUUCCCUGACCCCAACAACUCUCCUCGACAACGUAUCAACUACGCUGGUAACAGCACGAAGUCGCUCCGCGUCUCGCUUGAGGCAUCCCUCAAGAAGCUUCAAACUGAUUACAUCGACCUGUUGUACGUGCACUGGUGGGACUUCACAACAUCCAUUCCGGAAUUGAUGCAAUCACUCAACGCCGUCGUCAACUCUGGAAAAGUUCUCUACCUAGGAAUUAGCGACACGCCUGCCUGGGUUGUCAGCAAAGCCAACGAAUAUGCCCGCAACCAUGGCCUCCGUGGCUUCAGUGUCUACCAAGGUCGCUGGUCCGCAGCCGAGCGCGACUUUGAGCGCGAGAUCAUCCCAAUGGCACGCGAAGAGGGCAUGGCUCUCUGCCCCUGGGGUGCCCUUGGUGGGGGUAACUUCACCACCGAAGAGAAGCGCAAGAACAACGAGCAAGGUCGUAACUUUGGCCCCGCUUCCGAGAAGCAUAUCGCAAUCUCCAAGAAGCUUGAAGCCGUCGCCAACCAGAAGAAGACUCAGGUCACGAGCAUCGCCCUAGCCUAUGUACGCCACAAGUACCCCUUCGUGUACCCGAUCGUUGGCGGUCGCAAGAUCGACCAUCUUAAUGGCAACAUCGAGGCGUUGGCAAUUGAGUUGAGCGAGGAAGAGAUCGAUGAUAUUGACUCCGCUGUUCCUUUCGAGAUCGGCUUCCCUAUGAACUUCCUCUUCGAGUUUGGUGGUAAGAAGUUCAAGAACACCAUGACUAGCUCGGAUGUUGGUCUCCUGGAGUACGCUGGACCUCUGGAGAGUGUGCCAGUACAACAAGGCCCUAAGCCACAUCCGCUUCAGGGGUACGGAGGCAACUAAGAGUACAAGUUCUAGAGCCUAGAUGUAAAUGAUAGCCAAGCCUAGAUCUUCAUAUAUGAAUUCAAAUACAAUUUUGUAAAUUCCA